AUGCCUCAGCGGCUAGAUCACUCGCGGUUAAUUGCGGAUCAGACCAAGCCAUUAGUAGACAAUCCCCAGAUACAGUCUGCGACUCUCCACACAGCUUUGCCGCUUACAUUCCAUCUCUACGUGUGGCCCUUCACGUUUCUCUGGCCGGCGUUUCUUGCCAUUUACCUGUCGCCAACCCGCUAUGCAACAUACAUUAAUGGACAGGAAUGGACUUUUGUCUGGGUGGGGUCCAUUCUUACCCUACAGGCACUUGUCUGGCUGAUGACCAAAUGGAACGUCAAUCUGAAUGCUGCGUUUACGACGCGCAAGGCAACCUCAGUGGAUGAUGCGGAAUUAAUUAAGGUGACCCCUAUUACGAAUGCCGGGUCUGCCGCCAUUUGCCGCAUAGACCGCGAGAAAGAGAGAGAUCGAUUGAGGAUAAGCUUUCUGUUCCAGAAGAGACGGUUCAUAUAUUCGCCCGAGAAGAAGUCAUUCGCCCCUUUGUCGUACCCCUUGGAUGCCCACCAGAAGCCUUCGCUUGCUACGUUCCAGAAAUCGCAGGGCUUGACAACGGCGGCAGAGGUAGAAGCAGUACACCAACAUUAUGGCGAUAACACUUUCGACAUCCCGGUACCGGGCUUUGUCGAACUAUUUAAGGAACACGCAGUGGCACCUUUCUUCGUCUUUCAGGUUUUCUGCGUAGGUCUCUGGCUGCUGGAUGAAUACUGGUAUUACUCACUGUUUACACUCUUUAUGUUAGUCGCAUUUGAGAGCACAGUGGUAUGGCAACGCCAGCGAACCCUGACCGAGUUCCGCGGUAUGAGCAUCAAGCCCUAUGACAUUUGGGUCUAUCGAGCAAAGAAAUGGACUGAGAUCAAAAGUGACAAGCUGUUGCCUGGAGACCUUGCCUCUGUAGGCCGAACGAAGGAGGACUCUGGAGUUGCAUGUGAUAUGUUGGUCGUCGAGGGUACGGCAAUAGUCAACGAAGCAAUGUUGUCCGGAGAGAGUACACCACUUCUCAAAGACUCCAUUCAGCUGAGACCUGGCGACGCUGCCAUCGACCCGGAAGGAAUUGACAAGAAUGCUUUCCUCUAUGGCGGCACCAAGGUCCUGCAAGUCACGCAUCCCAGUGCUAGCGAAGAUGCUCCCGAAACUGUGCCGACGUUAGCUUCAGGUGUGCCUCCACCUCCCGACAAUGGCGCCAUGGCAGUAAUUGUCAAGACUGGCUUCGAAACGAGCCAAGGGAGCCUGGUGAGAACCAUGAUCUACUCCACAGAACGUGUCUCUGCCAAUAAUGCUGAGGCAUUAUGGUUCAUCUUGUUCUUACUGGUGUUUGCCUUGGCAGCCUCCUGGUACGUCUGGCAAGAAGGCGUGCAGAAGGACCGCAAGAGAUCAAAGCUGCUCCUUGACUGCGUUCUCAUCAUUACCAGUGUGGUGCCACCUGAGCUGCCGAUGGAACUUUCCCUGGCAGUCAAUACCAGUCUGGCCGCCUUGAGCAGGCUUGCAAUCUUCUGUACCGAACCGUUUCGUAUCCCUUUUGCCGGCCGGGUAGACAUCGCUUGUUUUGAUAAGACCGGCACUCUCACAGGCGAAGACCUGGUUGUUGAUGGUGUUGCAGGUCUGUCGCUGGGCAAAACGAGUCUGGCGUCGCAGCCAGACGGCGCGCAAAUCGAAAUCACCAAAGUACCAGACUGUGGCAUCGAGACUACACUUGUUCUUGCCACAGCCCACGCGCUAGUCAAGCUAGAUGAAGGAGAAGUUGUAGGUGAUCCUAUGGAGAAGGCUACACUCAAUUCCCUUGGAUGGACACUGGGUCGCAAUGACACGCUUACAAGCAAACCGCAAACCGCCACGAAGACGAAAUACACAUCUUAUGCGGCAUCUGACACUGUUCAGAUUAAGCGUCGCUUUCAAUUCUCCUCGGCACUAAAGCGACAAAGCUCUGUGGCAACGGUGGCCACUACCGACAGAUCUUCUGGCAAGAGGUCCAAGAGCACAAUCAUUGGCGUGAAAGGUGCACCGGAGACCAUCCGAACCAUGUUGGUUGACACUCCACCGAAGUAUGAGGAGACAUUCAAAUAUUUCACCCGAAAUGGUGCUCGAGUGCUGGCGCUCGGCUACAAAUACCUUUCCACAGAUGCAGAGAUUGGCCAAAAGCGCAUUAAUGAUAUGAAGCGAGAGGAGGCUGAAGCAGAUCUUCAUUUUGCAGGUUUUCUUGUACUUCAAUGCCCGUUGAAGGACGAUGCUAUCAAGGCUGUAAGAAUGUUGAAUGAGAGCUGCCAUCGAGUGGUCAUGAUCACCGGUGACAACCCUCUGACCGCUGUCCAUGUGGCUCGUCAGGUUGAAAUUGUCGACCGUGACGUCUUGAUCCUCGACGCGCCAGAGAAUGAUCAAUCCGGCACUCGGUUGGUUUGGCGAAGCAUCGACGACAAGAUGAACGUACCGGUCGACCCCUCGCAGGAUCUGGACGCACAAAUCCUUGCAAAGAACGACAUCUGUGUUACUGGGUAUGCUCUGGCCAAGUUCAAGGACCAACGAGCAUUAGCUUCUCUUCUGCGUCAUACAUGGGUCUACGCCAGGGUAUCGCCCAAGCAAAAAGAAGAGAUAUUGCUUGGGUUGAAAGAUGCAGGCUACACGACCUUGAUGUGUGGUGACGGCACAAAUGAUGUGGGAGCACUGAAACAAGCACAUGUUGGAGUAGCACUCCUUAAUGGUUCGCAAGACGACCUUAAUAGGAUCGCUGAGCACUUCCGGACCACCAAAAUGAAGGAGAUUUACGAGAAGCAGGUCUCGGUGAUGAAGCGCUUCAAUCAACCUGCGCCUCCUGUGCCGAUCCAUAUUGCUCACCUCUAUCCACCGGGGCCAACCAACCCCAAUUAUCAGAAGGCAAUGGCGCGAGAGGCAGAAAAGAAAGGUGGUGCCGCAGCAAUUGCCGCUAAGCCUGAAGCCGAUGAGAAGCAAAAUGGCAGCAUCGACACCGUGGUCUCACCAGGAGCUCAAGCCCUCCAGCAGAAUCUGACCCCACAACAGCAGCGAGAACAGAAAGCUCGAGAAAAGGCUGCAGGAGUGGCUGACAUGUUCACAUCGAAGAUGAUGGAGCAGGAGCUAGAUGAUAACGAGCCGCCAACAAUCAAACUGGGUGAUGCUUCUGUGGCUGCGCCCUUCACGAGCAAGCUAGCCAAUGUCGUCGCCAUUCCCAACAUCAUCCGACAAGGUCGAUGUACCCUUGUCGCCACCAUUCAAAUGUACAAAAUCCUGGCAUUGAACUGCCUGAUCAGCGCAUACAGCCUUUCUGUCAUCUACCUCUCCGGCAUCAAGUUUGGAGAUGGCCAAGUCACCAUCAGCGGCAUGUUGAUGUCUGUCUGCUUCCUUUCCAUUUCUCGAGCCAAGUCCGUUGAAGGUCUCUCCAAAGAGCGGCCCCAACCCAACAUCUUCAACCCCUACAUCAUCGGCUCCAUCCUCGGCCAAUUCGCCAUCCACAUCGCCACCCUGAUCUCCCUGUCCAACUACGUCUACAGCGUGACUCCCGAAGCGCUAACCUCGGAAGUCGACCUGGAGGGCGAGUUCGAGCCCUCCCUCUUGAACUCGGCCGUGUACCUCCUCCAACUGAUCCAGCAAGUUUCCACCUUCGCCAUCAACUACCAAGGCCGGCCCUUCCGCGAAUCCAUCCGCGAGAACCGCGGCAUGUACUGGGGACUGAUUGCGUGCUCGUUCGUGGCGUUCAGUGCGAGCACGGAGUUUAUCCCCGAGCUGAACACGAAGCUCAGGCUGGUGCCGUUCAGUUCGGAGUUUAAGUUCGUGAUGACGGCGACCAUGGUGGUGGACUACUGUGGGUGUUGGGUUGUGGAGAGGGUGCUCAAGCAGCUCUUUAGUGAUUAUAGACCCAAGGAGAUUGCGGUUCGGAGGCCGGAUCAGGUGGAGAGGGAGGAGAGGAGGAAGAGGGAGGAGGCGGCCCGGUUAGAGAUGGAGAGGGCGGAGAACGUGGAGAAGGCUAAUGGGGUGGCUUGA
Molecule: messenger RNA, 3987 nt
Organism: Endocarpon pusillum Z07020
Lineage: Eukaryota; Fungi; Ascomycota; Eurotiomycetes; Verrucariales; Verrucariaceae
Exons: 3
Coding region: 1-3987 (1328 amino acids)
Biological process (GO): intracellular calcium ion homeostasis
Cellular component (GO): endoplasmic reticulum membrane
Molecular function (GO): ATP hydrolysis activity; ATP binding; P-type ion transporter activity
Source: RefSeq, a predicted model, not a curated record